Messenger RNA from Hyaloscypha bicolor E, 999 nucleotides. Its product is annotated as NAD(P)-binding protein. Gene Ontology annotation, molecular function: zinc ion binding; quinone reductase (NADPH) activity. The coding region runs from base 1 to 999 and encodes 332 amino acids. Gene Ontology annotation, cellular component: cytoplasm. Gene Ontology annotation, biological process: cellular response to oxidative stress. NCBI's taxonomy places the organism in Eukaryota, Fungi, Ascomycota, Leotiomycetes, Helotiales, Hyaloscyphaceae. The transcript has 3 exons. The record is from RefSeq and is a predicted model, not a curated record.
AUGGCGACCUCGGUCCCCAAAACCAUGAGCGGUGUCCUUGUCGAAAAGACAGGCGGCAUCGAAGUGCUGCAAUAUAAGACGGACCUGCCAGUUCCGACACCAAAAGAAGGCCAGGUUCUGGUCAAGAACGACUUCAUUGGUGUCAAUUACAUCGACACCUACUUCCGAACAGGUCUCUACCCCUCUCCCAAACCCGAGAUCCUCGGCCGCGAAGCAGAAGGAACAAUCGUCUCCCUCGGCCCCUCAGGCGACAUGUACGGCUUCAAGCCCGGUGAUCGCGUCGUAUGGAUGGCGGGCGGCGCCUACGCAGAAUACACCGCUGUCCCUGCUGUAAAGACACACAUCGUGCCCUCUAGUAUCGAGCCUGGGAUUGCCGCUGCUUCAAUACUGCAAGGUUUGACGGCUUUGACGCUUAUAAGAGAGGCGUACUUGGUGCAGAAAGGGGAUUGGGUUCUCGUUCAUGCUGCGGCGGGAGGGGUGGGGCUGUGGCUUUGUCAAUUGUUGAAGGCUGUUGGUGCGAGGGUUAUUGGGACCGCGAGCACGAGUGAGAAGAUUGAGCUGGCGAAGAAGAAUGGUGCGGAGUUCAUGAUUAAUUAUAAGGAGGAGAAGGAUUUCGUGGGGAAGGUGAAGGGGAUUACUGGUGGUGAGGGCGUUGCGGUGGUUUUUGAUAGCACGGGCAAGGAUCAGUUUGAGAAUGAUUUGGUGGUUGUGGUUAGGAAGGGGACUGUGGUUUCUUAUGGGAACUCGUCUGGCGCUGUUCCCCCGUUGGCAAUCUCGCGACUUUCGGCGAAGAACAUCAAGGUUUUGAGACCGACGCUUUUCAACUACAUCUACACGCGGGAGGAGUUCGAGAAGUAUACCGCCGAGCUUUUCGAUUUUAUCACAAAGGAUAAGUUGAACGUUAGGAUUCACCACACGUAUCCCCUAAAGGAUAUUGCCAAGGCACACACGGAUCUGGAGGGAAGAGCGACAACAGGGAAGUUAUUGUUGAAGCCGUAG